This is a messenger RNA of Syngnathoides biaculeatus (alligator pipefish), 1749 nucleotides long. It is a transcript of the gene nagk, whose product is annotated as N-acetylglucosamine kinase. Gene Ontology annotation, molecular function: N-acetylglucosamine kinase activity. The record is from RefSeq and is a predicted model, not a curated record. The transcript has 10 exons. Lineage: Eukaryota; Metazoa; Chordata; Actinopteri; Syngnathiformes; Syngnathidae. Bases 139 to 1566 code for a protein of 475 amino acids.
CCGAAUCCGCUUUCGCCCGCGACCUGACGGGCGCUCCUGCGCUUCGCCCACCUCCUCACUCUUGCGUAACCUCUCUUUUUUCCUCCUUUUCUUUCUUUUUUUUGGUGACAGCCUUCUUGUCCUUAUUCUGGUUUUGUGAUGCGAUUGCAAAGUCAAAGCGUUGCUCCUCGCCGGAGACGUGUCGAUCCCCCCCCCCCCCCUUCAAGGUUUCGUUUCAAGCAACGUUUGACGAGGACCGCCCACUCGUGCGGGGGCAGCGAGAAUCCCCUUUUAAUGGGCUGCAGAUGCCACCGUUUGUCGCGUCUGGUAUCGUCGUUCGGCGCGACGCAGAACGCGGACUCACGCCAACCGCAUCCCGUUGAGCCCGACUCACAUCCUCUGGAACUUGGACGCGUUUCCGAGCUGUCACGCGCCGCCGCGUCGAUUCCCGUCUCGUGCGCGCAAUGCCGCCGCCUGCCGGCGCGCAACUCGGCUCUCUGCUUUGCCCUCGCGAGAUCCUCGCAAACAAGGAAGCGGACCAUGGCGUCGGUCUUCGGCGGAGUCGAAGGUGGGGGGACCCACUCCACGGCCGUACUGGUGGCAGAAGAUGGAAGAAUCCUUGCAGAGACCGAGGGGCCCUCCACCAACCACUGGUUGGUGGGGGUGGACAAAUGUAUCGAAACCAUCAACGAGAUGGUCCAGAGAGCCAAGGUGCAGGCGGGACUGGAUCCGAAUACGCCGCUGCGCUCGCUGGGCAUGUGUCUGAGCGGCGGCGAGCAAAAGGACGCUAUCGAAAAACUGAUGGCCCGCAUGAAAGAGGUCUUCCCCAGACUUAGCCGCAAUUAUUUCAUCACGAGCGACGCCAUCGGCGCCAUGGCCACCGCAAGCGAUCGCGGAGGCGUCGUCUUGAUCGCCGGGACGGGCUCCAACUGCAAACUGGUCCAUCCGGACGGGUCCCAGGUCGGCUGCGGCGGCUGGGGUCACAUCAUGGGCGACGAAGGAUCCGCAUUCUGGAUCGCUCACUUGGCUGUCAAGACGGUGUUUGACGCCAGAGACAAGAUGGCUCCGCCUCCGCACGACAUCACCCACGUGAGAAAAGCCAUGGAGGCGUAUUUUCAGGUGUCCGAUCUCUUGGGCAUGCUGCCGCACCUCUACACCGACUUCCGCAAGUCCCACUUUGCCGGCUUCUGCCAGAAGCUGGCUGAAGGCGCCGUAGCCGGGGACGCUCUGUGCCAGUACGUGUUCGCUCAGGCCGGGAGAGUCCUCGCCAGACACGUGCUCGCCGUCCUCCCCGCCGCGCCGGAGGCUCUGCUCCGCGGUGACCUCGGCCUGCCCAUCCUGUGCGUGGGCUCCGUGUGGAAAAGUUGGGAGCUUCUGAAAGCGGGCUUCGUGGAGGUCUUGGACGCGGCGGCGGCGGCGAGCGACGACUCGAAGGGCCGCUUCCGCGGCUACAGCCUCCUGUCGUUGAAGCGGUCGUCGGCGCUCGGCGGCGCGAGUCUCGGCGCCCGCGCCUCCGGCGCCGUCGUCUUGAGGAUGGACUACGCGGCCAACGUCGACGUCUUCUACCGCCGCUCCUGCGAGCAGUAGGGGGCGCGUUUCCGGGGCAAAUCUCAACGGACGCGUGGCAAAGGUCGCCUCCUCGGAUCGCGUCGACUCCCGAGUUCUAAUUCCAAACGGGCCGCCGCAAUUCGGCAUCCGGGACGGGACCGUUUGUGUUUCGGGUGUGCGCACGGUGCUAAAUACUUUGAAUAAAUCCAUUUUUGGAAUGAA